Molecule: messenger RNA, 2276 nt
Organism: Triplophysa rosa
Lineage: Eukaryota; Metazoa; Chordata; Actinopteri; Cypriniformes; Nemacheilidae
Gene: cfap36
Product: cilia and flagella associated protein 36
Exons: 15
Coding region: 172-1725 (517 amino acids)
Cellular component (GO): axoneme; ciliary base
Source: RefSeq, a predicted model, not a curated record
UUUGUUGAACACAUCCGGGGUGGCCCCAAUUUCCCAGAUAGUGUUUGUUUAUCGCAGUUCUCUCUCCAGGAGUGGAAAGCCAAUACAUUCACACAGCAUCUAAUAGUAUCUACAUAAACGAAGCUUUGUGUACAGUUAUGUGAUGUCUAUGUAAUACUGUGAGGUGACAUCAUGGCGGAUGAUCAUGAGUGGGUGCUUGAAAGCAUCGCAGGAUAUCUGAGCAGCCCGGACUGGAUUAUUCCCGUCACGAACUUCACGGAGAACAAUUGCUCAGUGUUUGAUGAUGAAGAUGAGAAUAAACUGACUUACACAGAGAUCCAUCAGCAAUAUAAACAACUGGUGGAGAGGUUACUGGAGAACUACAUGCAGGAGGUGGGGAUUACCGAGGAGCAGUUUCUAGAAGCUUCAUCCGCUCUUACAGCUAAGAAAACUUUACAGGCUGUUUUACAGCCGGUUCUUGCUACAGAUGAUUUUCAGAUGUUUCGCUCUCUGAUGGUUCAGAAGAACAUGGAAUUACAGCUGCAGGCUUUACACGUCAUUAAAGAAAGAAACGGUGGUCUGCCCGAGUGUCUGACAGAUGGUGUGGAUGUCAUGAGUGAACUGGAGAAGCAGGAAAUGAACAUUCUUCAGGAGGUUCUUAGGAGGUCGAAAGAGGAGUAUGAGCUGGAGAUAGCAGACAGGAUAGAGGAGAAGGAGGAGACGGCCUCCACGUCCAGCAGUUUAUCUGAAGCGCUGCUGGGAACAGCGUGUGAUUCUGUGAACGGUAUCAACGGCACUUCACAAGAGAACGAGCUGAAGGAAUAUGGAGUUCUGAAGACUUCACCUCCGUCAUGUGCGAGAAAGACACUACCUGCUGUAAGGCCACCUGUGAAGGGUUCUGGAUCGGCCGACCCUACAACUUCAGAGAUCCUGAGCGACAGUGACAGCUCCAGACGUCUCGCUGACGAGGAGGGUCUACAGCGGCGCACUGAGUAUCUGAAGCAGCAGAGAGAUAAAUUGCAUGCUCUGAAGAGAGAUCAGACACUAAAGAGCCCCACAGAAAGUGCUCCUGUGGCCCCGGACCCCAGACACAGCACACAGGUACUUACCUUCAUUCAUUCUGUGUCCGUAGAUUCCCGAGCUUCCCUUGCAGUCUUAAAGAAAUCCCCACUGAUUGGUUAUCUAAACUGCCCAAAUCAUAACUUCCCUUCAUUAAAGUCCAGGAGGUCGAAAGAGGAGUAUGAGCUGGAGAUAGCAGACAGGAUAGAGGAGAAGGAGGAGACGGCCUCCACGUCCAGCAGUUUAUCUGUAGCGCUGCUGGGAACAGCGUGUGAUUCUGUGAACGGUAUCAACGGCACUUCACAAGAGAACGAGCUGAAGGAAUAUGGAGUUCUGAAGACUUCACCUCCGUCAUGUGCGAGAAAGACACUACCUGCUGUAAGGCCACCUGUGAAGGGUUCUGGAUCGGCCGACCCUACAACUUCAGAGAUCCUGAGCGACAGUGACAGCUCCAGACGUCUCGCUGACGAGGAGGGUCUACAGCGGCGCACUGAGUAUCUGAAGCAGCAGAGAGAUAAAUUGCAUGCUCUGAAGAGAGAUCAGACACUAAAGAGCCCCACAGAAAGUGCUCCUGUGGCCCCGGACCCCAGACACAGCACACAGGAAAUCUCUGUUGAAGAGAAGAAGAAGCUGCAGAAAAGAAAACACCUGGCAGAAAAACUCAAAGAGGAAGUCAUCAAGAAAUAAUAAUGCUGUGGAGCUUGACGUUACACAGUUUUGUAUAGGAUUUCAUUUGUAUUUUUUUUAUCUAAAAAUCUUGUAUUAGACAGUGGUCUGACAUGAUCUUCUAUGAACACCUCAAAAGACUGUUUUGAGAACUUACAGUCAGAGAGGUGUCAAACUCAGUUCCUGGAGGGCCGUUGUCCUGUGGAGUUUAGCUCCAAACCAACUACAACACACCUUCUGUGAAGUUUUGAGGUAAUCCUGAAGACCUUGAUGAGCUUGUUUUGGUGUGUUUAUUUAGGGUUGGAGCUAAACUCUGCAGGACACCGGAGACCUCUGCAAUAACACCUUUGAAAAUGAUAUUCAAUCAAACGGCUUGCACCAGAGCUAUUGAAUAUGAUGUUCACCAAAGCAUGAUCUGUUGUGUUUGUACAUACACGGCACUCUUCACUGAUGUUGUUUGGCAGGGCAAAAGUGUUCCACUUUUCUUAUUCAUUAUAUGCAUAUUUUGUCAUUUCAAGAAUCGUUGACAGAAGUUUUGUGGAAAAUUUCAAUAAAUUAAAUUUUUUUUGUCA